Theileria equi strain WA is the source of this 780-nucleotide messenger RNA. RefSeq lists its product as hypothetical. NCBI's taxonomy places the organism in Eukaryota, Apicomplexa, Aconoidasida, Piroplasmida, Theileriidae. Gene Ontology annotation, molecular function: protein binding. The transcript has 4 exons. The record is from RefSeq and is a predicted model, not a curated record. Bases 1 to 780 code for a protein of 259 amino acids.
AUGGUUGCAUCAUCUACGUCGUCGGACGCUGCCAUGACUGACACGCCCAUAUUUUCGCCGAUUCUCGAUGCCAAAAAGACCCUCCUGGUCAUGAGGAACACGGACUUGAAUAUCUGGCUCGAUAAUUUGACGUCGAUUCAAGUUCCGGAAUCUGAUAUACACAGGGUGAUUGCAAAUUACCUAUUCGUUAACAUGCAUGAAGAGAGCUUUAACAGUUUUGUCCAAGAAACACAGUUUCAGGCCGACGACUUGAAACCCACAAUAUCGCAAAGAAAGGUGAUAAGAAAUGCUAUACUAGAGGGCAGAAUGGUUGAUGCUAUAGAUAGCAUCAAUGCAUUGGACCCGGGUAUUUUAAAAGAGAAUGGUAAAGUGCUAUUCACUUUGUUGCUUUACCAUCUCGUCGACAUUAUAAAGACGGGAAACCUAGUCAACGCUGUAUCAUUUGUCAAGACUGAAAUAUCACAAUGCAUACAAAAGGACUCUAGUCUACUACCUAGUCUGGAAGAGGCAAUGUCUCUCUUGGCAUUCUCUAAUUUAGAGGCUCCAGAAGCUGUAGACGUCAUUUCAAAAAUUCAACAGUCCAAUGCUAUCGCAACAACCGUAGAUAAUGCACUACUUUCAUAUCACCACCUCGAUCCACAAUCAACGCUAGAAAACAUUGUAAAGGAAUCCCUUUGGGUAGAAUCAAAGAUAGAAACACUAGCGACUACACAUGCCUUAAAACUUGAGGAUGUAGGUCGAUGCGGCUUCAUAAUGAAGCGAUUACUUAAAACGUUGUGA